Molecule: messenger RNA, 2678 nt
Organism: Galleria mellonella (greater wax moth)
Lineage: Eukaryota; Metazoa; Arthropoda; Insecta; Lepidoptera; Pyralidae
Gene: Atac3
Product: protein phosphatase 1 regulatory subunit 12C
Exons: 10
Coding region: 260-1903 (547 amino acids)
Biological process (GO): positive regulation of transcription by RNA polymerase II
Cellular component (GO): nucleus
Molecular function (GO): protein binding; transcription cis-regulatory region binding
Source: RefSeq, a predicted model, not a curated record
UUGACAUUUGUUUUGGCAACUUUUCCCGCUAGUAUAGAUAACUGAAACUAGUGAAAUCUGUUGACGUUUACAUAUUUCGCGAUGAAACUAAUCUUAUAAAAGUAAAAUAAAUGUGUUGCUUUCAAUAUAGUGGCUAAAAUAACUUUGUAAGUUUAACCAAAUCAUUAAAAGUAAGUGUCAAAUAGCUAUCACUUCCGUUCACAACAGGAAAAGGAAGUGUUAUGGCGACAGCAUGGUGUAGGUUCAGCAGUGCAGCAGUAUGACUACUGAUCUGUGCACGGAAGAUGUCGUAGUCCAGAUCACAGCUCCACACAUCAUCUCGCCGGAGACGGAGGCGAGUCAGGGCGGCGGCGGCGGCGGCGGCGGCGGCACCCGGACAGCAGGCGCGGCGGGUGGCGGCGGCGAGGGCGGCGUGCCGCGCGUGGUGAAGCUGGGGCGGCGGCUGCUGCUGGCGGCGCGCGCCGGCGACACGGCGCUCGUGCUCGAGCUGAUGGCCGAGGGCGCGCCGUUCACCACCGACUGGCUGGGCACGUCGCCGCUGCACCUGGCGGCCAGCAACGCGCACGUGGACACGUGCGCCGUGCUGCUGCGCGCGGGCGUGUCGCGCGACGCGCGCACCAAGGUGGAGCGCACGCCGCUGCACCUGGCCGCGUACGCGGGCCACGCGGCCGUGGCGCGGCUGCUGCUGCGGCACGGCGCCGCCGUCGACUGCCGCGACAUGCUGCGCAUGACGCCGCUGCACUGGGCGGCCGAGCGCGGCCACGCCGCCGUGGCGGCGGCGCUGCUGCAGCACGGCGCCGACCCGCGCGCGCUGUGCAAGUUCCGCCGCACGCCGCGCCAGCUGGCCGCGCGCCGCCGCCACGCGCACCUCCUCGCGCUGCUGGACGCCGCGCCGGCCGCCUCCACCGCCGCCGCCGCCGAUGAAAUCCUGGAAGAAAAUGAGGAGCUGCAUUCACAGGAGUUCCCCACGUUACAAAGGAUAUCAGAAAUUAAAACCAAUAUGUCGAUGCCGAAGAUACAAGAGGAAGCUAUGAAGACAGAGGAAAAUUGCGAGGCGAACGAAUCUCAUAGCACGAGCGGAGGGAACGACGCGGACGAAGGAGGAGGAGGGGGCGGCGGUGGAGGAAACGAAAGCGAGACGGCGGCGGCGGCGCUGCUGCGGCGGCACGGCAUCACGCUGCUGCCCACCGACGACGGCAGCACCGUGCUGUCCGCGCUGCAGAGUGGACGCACCGUCGUGCUGUCCGACGCGGGAAAACUAAUGUUAAAAGAAAGCGGAGAGAAGACGCAGCCGACGACGCCGGCUGCGUCGAGCAAGCUCGCGGGGCAACAGAAGGGCGUCGUGCUAACUGCGACGCCGGUCAAGACGCCGCCCAAGCCGGGCGUCAAGAUAUUCACUAUCAACAACAAGCUGCUCGCCAUCCCCAAGGAUAACAACAAGUUACCCAUCAAGAAGAUAAUAAACCCACAGGAUAUGCAGAUCGUGAACGUGGAUGGCACGCAGGUGAAGUUCGUGCAGCUGGCCGCGGACGCCAAGAUCGUGUCGCCGCGGAAGCCGGUGCAGCUUAAGGCGAAGGCGAAGCUCGCGCCGCGCCCGCCCGUCAAGAUCAUCAUGAACAAGGCCAACUACGACAGGCUCGUCGCCGGCGCCGCGCCGUCCGCGCCGUCCACGCCGGCCGCGCCGGUUACGCUCCAGCCGAGCGCGGGUACGGGCGCGGCGGAGGGUGCGGAGGGUGCGGAGGGUGCGAGGGGUGCGGAUGGUGGUGCGGAGGCGGAGGGCGAGGAGGAGCGGACGCGGCUGCGCACGCAGCUGGCGGCGGCGCGGCGCGCGGUGGCGGCGGCGCUGUCGGCCGAGCUGGCCGCCUGCCGCGCCCGCCUCGCACGCAUCGAGCGGCCGCACUGACCGCUCGCCCCGGGACCCGCUCCUCCAUACUGUGAUACGCGACACUACUAGCGGAGGGCGAGGACGAGCGGACGCGGCUGCGCACGCAGCUGGCGGCGGCGCUGUCGGCCGAGCUGGCCGCCUGCCGCGCCCGCCUCGCACGCAUCGAGCGGCCGCACUGACCGCUCGCCCCGGGACCCGCUCCUCCAUACUGUGAUACGCGACACUACUAGCGGAGGGCGAGGACGAGCGGACGCGGCUGCGCACCAGCUGGCGGCGCUGUCGGCCGAGGUGCCCGCCUGCCGCGCCCGUACUGACUAGUCGCACCGGGACCUACUCCUCGAUACUGUGAUACGCGACACACUACUAACAGGGAACCGUGCCGAACAGGUUCCGAACUGACAGUGACUUUUUUACUUUUGUAUCUGUACCUAUAGUUCGUAGUAGAUCGAUUUUUGAAACGAAACUCAGCCAUUUCGGUUAUUUUUGCGACAAUAUACGUAGUAGAUAUAAAUCUCACUUGCGGCAAAUUUAAACUUCGUUUAGGUGGAUGAGUAGAAAAUCAAAGACCACUCUCCUUCUUAGAGCAUUCCUCAAAAGAUGUAAUUUACAAAAAGCUCUCGCUUCUGCUGAGAUAGUAAAAUGUAUCGACUAAGUCUUAUUCCUACAAUUAGUAGAGAGUUCUUCUAGAUAAAUAUUAUAUGACAUAGUAUUUCCAAGAUUUAAUGCUCUAAGACCGGAUAGUAUAAUAUCAUUGUAUAGUAUUAUUGUUGAUAAAUAAAAACAAAUUACAAGA